Messenger RNA from Cyprinodon tularosa, 1754 nucleotides. RefSeq names its product dynein regulatory complex subunit 3 (gene drc3). The transcript is spliced from 12 exons. Gene Ontology annotation, molecular function: protein binding. The coding region runs from base 166 to 1455 and encodes 429 amino acids. NCBI's taxonomy places the organism in Eukaryota, Metazoa, Chordata, Actinopteri, Cyprinodontiformes, Cyprinodontidae. The record is from RefSeq and is a predicted model, not a curated record.
AACUAUCCAGUUAUUUUCAUCCCUUGAACGCGUCAUCUCGUUGCUAGGUAAUAGGGACAAACAAACGGUAGCAGCAUAACACGUUUCCAACGGAUUUAAAUCUAUAAAAGGAGCCGUUAAUUUGAUUUUUGUUUUUAGUUAUCAUCGGCUGUAAACCGCAACAAUAUGGAGAAUUACGACGAUUUGACGUUAAAGGAGAUAGUGGAGUUGAUCGAAGAUGAUCGCUAUUUCCGUGAAAGAAGGGUUCUGAUAAACAACAAAAUUCCUGAGAAUCUUUGUAGUGAUAUAAUCGAGUUAGAUUUGGAAGGCAGAGAAAUUCGGAAUAUGGACUUCCUUAUUCAUUUUACAUCUCUGGUAAAACUGGAUCUUAUGAGAAAAAACAUAGAGAAGAUCUGUGGCCUGGACAAUUUGACUCAUCUGACAUGGCUUGAUCUGUCGUUCAACAGAAUCAAGAAAAUUGAGGGUCUGGAGUCUCUGCGGAAGCUUGAAUUGCUAGCUUUGUCGAACAACGAAAUCUCUCUUCUUGAGAACAUGGAUACACUUGAGAACCUCACCCACUUCUAUAUAUCUCACAACCUCAUCGGGCACUUGGACAAUGUGCUCUACCUCAGAAGGUUCAAAAGACUGGAUUCGAUCUCCAUCACUGGAAAUCCAUUCACUGAGAAGGAGGAUGAAAAAAUGUAUGUUGCUGCCUUUCUCCCAAGUGUGACGAGGCUAGACCAUCUUACCAUUACCCAAAGGAUGAGAGAGAAAGCCAUCUUGAAAUACCAAAAUGAUCAAACAUUUAGGGCUCUGGAGUCAGAGGCCAAGCAAACUCAAAGGUCUGACCAAAACCAGGAAUCUCAGGGUACGUCUGUGGACAACACUGUGACAAGAGGGACUCUUGUGCUUCAGACAGACCAGAGCCAAUUGAUGGAGCUGUUCUCACGCAUAGUGUUCGAGGACUUAGCUAAGCAAAAUCAAAUAAAGAAAGAUCUAAACACAUUUUUAUCUCACUGGGCUGAGACUGAGGCUUUCUUCCAGCAGAGGACAUUACAGAUUUUUACAGAGUUUGAGGAGCAGCACAUGCAGAGGAUGGUGGAGAUGCAGAAUCUAGAGGACCGAGAGCUACAAAAGAUCAAAAUCGAGAACUGCAAUGAUGAAAUCCUGCAGCUCCGUGAAAGACUCUUGACUCUGGAAUUUGAACUGAUUGGAAAGAAAAAUGAAAACAUCAAACAGUUUGACAGCUGGAUCUCAGACAAUCUGUCUACUGGCAAUAAUUCAGACAGCCAUGAUGACCAUCUGGAGACGAUCAAUGGCACAGAAAACGAGAUGGUUUCACCAGUAAAUGACCUGAAAGCAGCUAUCAAACAGAUUCAGGAAGAGGAGGAGAAAUGGACCUGCAUGCGCACCUCAAACAUGAAUCGAUAUGUCGACCAAUGGAUAAAAGAGCUGGAAGGCUUACACUUAAAGUGACUUAAGGUCACUGCACCAGAGUGGAAAUGUCCCUGAAGAUUUCUUCAAUGUUACAACUUUUAGCAAAUAACAUCCAAUUAUUUUUCUCCCGUUUUGAGUUAAAAUACUUGUACAGUGUAUGGAUAUACACAUUGAGUUUUUAUGUGGUAGAUCGAUAUGAUAUCGUGCAUAUUUGUGAAGUCAAAGGGUUUUUGUUGUCUAAUUCAUAAAAUAAAUAACAGAAAAUGUUUGCAUGCAUAUGCAGCCCCUUGUACUUUGGUAAAACUAAAUAAAGUUUAACUCACCAGGUUGUGAUUUAA